Moesziomyces antarcticus is the source of this 5973-nucleotide messenger RNA. RefSeq lists its product as uncharacterized. The record is from RefSeq and is a predicted model, not a curated record. NCBI's taxonomy places the organism in Eukaryota, Fungi, Basidiomycota, Ustilaginomycetes, Ustilaginales, Ustilaginaceae. Bases 1 to 5973 code for a protein of 1990 amino acids. The transcript is spliced from 3 exons. Gene Ontology annotation, biological process: mitotic DNA replication checkpoint signaling; DNA replication initiation; mitotic G2 DNA damage checkpoint signaling.
AUGAAUCGCUCCGCAAGGGCCCAUCGCUCCACAAAGAUACCCAACGUCAAACUUCGACCUGCGCAUCUCGAAACCCCAGACUCCCUCGCCUCGUCGUCCAAACAGCAUCAGAACAAGGUCGCCCGUCGCCGCCACGAGCUCAUCGACGACCGCGAGGAUGCCGACCACUUCCGUCAGCUUCGCGACCAAGGCCAUGACCACGGAGCUCACGUCGAUGCCGACUUCAUCGGAUCCUCCGCACACCCGCUCAAGGGCGCCGUCAUCUCCAUCACCGGUCUCAGCGAGGCAAAAGCCGCCUUGACCCAGUACGCCAGAGAGCUCGGCGCAAGGGUGGAGGGCAACCUCACAGAGGACGUCACACACCUCGUCGCAGACAGACCAGGAUCACAAAAGUAUCGCUUUGCCCUCGACCUCGGCAUGCACAUCGUCAGCCCCGAUUGGAUCCACGCUGUACGCGACGCCUGGCUCCAGGGUGACGACGUCGACGCCCUCCAGCUCGAGCAGCAACAUCUUCUUCCGCCCCUCUCCAACACCACCAUCUGCUUCUCAUCCCUUCAAGCCGCGGAACGCCGCAGACUGGUUCAGAUCGCACACUCCCUCGGCGCAGUCGUCUCUGACGAGCUCCGCUUCGACGGCUCCGUCACCCACCUCGUCUCCACCACUCCAGAUCCAAACGCCUCCAGCAGCGUGCGCCAUCUGCUCCACUUUCUCGAUCGUGGCCGUCACGGCCGCAACGGCAGGCGUGAACAGGCCGCCGCCCAAAUCCUCGCCGUCCGUCCAGACUGGCUCGCAGACUGCCAAAAGGCCGACGGUUGUCUGAGCGAACAGACCUACUCCAUCUUUGCCGAUCUCCCCGACCAGCAACAACGCGCCGCGCUCAUCCAAAAGGCACAGCACAAGAUCCCCUCGCCCUUGGUCCGCCAAGAAAAGCCCGCGCCGCCCACCAUCGGCAGCCCCUUCAUCGCCUCGAGUCGUUCCAGCCUCAAAAAUCCGCGCGACGGCGCAAAGUCCCAACACCAAAACAAUGGCGACCAAGCAGACGAGGACGACGAAGAACCCAUCACGCUCGGCUCCAGGCAAAAAGCCGCAGCCGCUGCGGAAAAGUCGUUCGACAGCAUCCUAUCCCAGCUCCGCAGCAAUACGGGGCCCACUUCCUCCGCAUCCCUCGCUCCACGCCCUUCCAGACCUGGCGUCGCUUCGACUCCCGCUUCCGCAUCUGCACUCGUAUCCGCUUCCGCAUCCACACUCGACGUGCCGCCUGCACGUCCACCUCCGUCGGCUUCCAACACCACCACACAUACAAAUAGCCUCCUCGGAAUGUCCCGCGCCUCCAGUUUCUCCCGCGCACCACCAUCAUCCACCGCUACGCCUGUCCAUCAACGCAAGUCCACCACCAAACCCACCUUCCUCCCCCAACACAGCAUGUCAUCCAACAACAUCUCCCACUCCACCGGCCCUCAUCCUUGCUUCCACGCACAGACGUUCCGCGUUUGCUUGGGCGAUCCACGCCGCAAAGAGUUGCUCGCUCAAGUUCUCGCUGAGAGUGGCGCCACGCUGCUCCAGGACAACAACGCUGCACCGCCCCAGUUUGCCGUCGUCGAUCCCAAACAGGACGCCGCCUCUCUGCAGGCGCUCGUCAACGCAGGUGUCACGCCCGUGCUCCACUUCUGGAUCGAGUACUGCCUCCACCACGAGACCUUUGUCGAGCCCGCCUCCUACUUUGCCGCUCUGCCCGCGCAGGUCCCCUUCCCCUUGCCGGAUGCACAUCGGCUCCGCGUAUUCCUCCUUGGUUUCGAACCCGGUUCGCCCGAGCUCUACCACGCUCAGAAGCUGGUCAGCGAAAUGGGCGGCACCGUCGCACCACAGAUCAAGCGCGAGAACCUCACCCACGUCGUAUGCGCCACCCGAGAGAGCUACGAGGGCCGGCGUGCCCAACGUGCGCGCAGUCACGGCAUCCCCGUAGUCGGGCUCGAAUUCCUCAUCCGAGCCAAGCAAACGGGUCGCCUCGUCCCCGAGCCCUCGGCGGUCGCAAUGAUUGAGGCAGAAUCUCUCGCCACGACCACCAGCAGCAGCAGCACUCACACGGAUCCACGCACUUCGGCACAGUAUCAACGAGCAUCUUCGUCGAGGCAGAACUCUAACGGCUCAGCACAGGGUCGUGAGGGUCCGAUGCUUCCGCUCACAGGCUGCACCGUCUCCCGAUCCAAGGCCUUGGCAUCUCAGACUGCCCUGCUCGAACGCAAGGCGCUGCAGCUCGGAGCGACGUGGCAGGCUCAGGCCAGCGAGGCUACCACUCACCUGCUCCAUCGCGGCUCGGCACCGCCUCGUGAGAGCAAGGAGCUCAGCCGAGGUGUCUUCUCUGUCCAUCCUUCGUGGCUCGACAAAUGCCUGGAAGAGGAGAUCCGUGUCGACGAGAGCCUGUUUCCGUCGUCCAUGGACCCGGCAAAGUCGCUGCUCACCGUGCUAUCCAACUCGGAUGGUUCUGCCAGCGGCAACUUUCUAUCCCAGGCAACGCAGUCCAUCGCUCAACACAGGCGCGCGCCGCACUCGACGCAGGAUGCGCGACAGACGCAGGCAACCCUCGUCGCUGCCGCCAAGCCCUGGCAUCGCUCCAUCUCGGCCGAUGCAGCUCGAUACUCUGGCGACUUGCUGGACGAAGCUCAAGACUCGGAAGCAGACACCAGGCGUGUUCGUGGACGCUCAGAGGAGAUCGACUUGACGCACGACGAUGAGGACGAAUCCGGAGAAAACAGCGCUAUGAUCGACGACACUAUGGACGAAGACAAGACCCUCGGUGAAGUGUCCCGAGAUGCCCAAGUGGAGGUCGAGGAGGCUGUGGCACCCUCGAGCCAGACCCUGUUCGAGGAAUAUGCAAAUGAGGCAUCAUUCGCCGUUCCACCUCUGCCAAAGGUGGGCAAGACAUCGUCGGUCAACGACGUCGAAAAGCAAAAGCCGCACGCCGUAGCCCUGUCGGUUGGCGAGGGUCCGCGUGCAGGCCAGACUUCAUCCGCUGAUCAAGUGUUGGAGGCGCUACGAUUGCGUGCGCUGGCUCAGGGUGCUCGCCGCAAGACCCGACAGCGCGCGCGCAAACAGCGCUCCGACGAUCCUACGUCCGGUCGCAGCUCGAACGAAAUGAACCUUCCUCCUGAGCAGGUGCUCGAGGCGCAGGCGCAGCUGGAUGCGCGACGCGCUGCCGAAGCAGCCGCACAUGGCUACUCGCUCGGCUUGGACCGAGACCUCGCCAUGCCUGCUGGCAGUCAAAACGGCCAGAGCCAGAGCUUUGAUGCGAGUGUCCGCAUCGUGUACGACGAUCCUGCAGCUCAAAAGGAACGCAUGCGAAUGCUCAAGAUGCUCGAGCAGCAACCCGCAGCGAAAGCAGCCGCCGAAAAUGGUGCGCAGCCCUUCGAAGACGGCGUCGCCGACGACAAUGUGCCUGAAGUGCUCGAUGCCGCUGACGCUGGGUCCAACAUGUCUCGCAAACGCCCGGUGGAGGACUCGUUCGGCGCCGGAAGACAAGCAAGGCACUACUGGGAGAACCGCAACAGCGAGAGUCCUACCAAACGUCCCGUGAGCAAAGCAUCAUCUUAUCGGAGCUGUCACCGGCGACUGGCCAUCGUUGCAUCGUAUCGGGCCGUCGAGGUUGCGCUCCGACAGCGCAAGGGUGCAGCAGCCAGUGCAUCCGCGGCAGAGUCGAUGGCACCACAGGCAUCGCGGCGCUUCCACGAAGCAGGCGUGGGCUCGCGCACCGGUCUGCGUCUUUCGGCCGUCGCGCGCGACCAGGAUGGGUUUGAAGACCUCGAGGCUUUCUACAAGGCGAGCCAGGCUGCGCUAGACCAUCGCCAGGAAGGAGAUGCCGACUCGGACGAGGCCGGAGACGACGACUACGACUCUUUCGACGAAACGCACUUUAGCCGCCGAUCCAGCAAAGGCGCAGGAAAAGAUGCGCGCAAAAACGCACCAUCCAGCAGCAGCGCCAUGGACCUCCAAACCAGCUCAGCGCCUUCGCCACGCUCGGUACUGCGCACUUCUCGGCCAGCGUCUUCCUAUGCCGGCUCUCCGUCGCGGCGAUCUCACGCUCAGGCACCGAACAUGACUCUGGCAGACGACGAUGAUGACGACUUUGAUCUGCCCAACUUGUCCACCGGCUCGCGCAGCUUCGACCUCGGCGCAUUGGCAGGCGACGAUGACGUUGACGACCGCGAUGCUCCGAGUGCCCCCGCACGCGGUCUAUCUGCUAGGCAAGCACAGCCAAUCCCAGCAUCGGCCAAGGGAAAGAAGGCGGCGGCACCCAGACGCGUCGAUCUGUUGGAUUCGGAUUCAGAUGAUCAAGGGCCGCCUGCAGACGCACACCGUCGAUUCCAGAAGGCCGACGACGAUGCAGAGAUGUCGAGCGACUACGAUAUCGUCCCGAUCAGCUCUUCACCCGCCAGGAAGAAGAAGACCGCCGCGUCAAAACCAAGGUCACCCGCCGCCAAAACAGCAUCAAAAGCUGCAUCAACAUCUGCAUCAGGCAGCAGGACUGGUGUUGCGCAGCGCGACACCACCCCGCCAACCGCACGUCCUGGCGCAGCUCACUCACCCCAGCAAAAGCCUGCACGAUCGCCAAAGAAGGUCUCUCGGCCUCCACCGCCGCCCGAGAUCAGCUACGAGGACUCGCGACCCAACUUCAUGCACGACGAAUCACCGCAACCUGACCCACAACCGUCGCCACCAACGUCGCCGCCAGCAAAGCGGAAACGCGGAAGACCACCCAUGAACCAAGCGGCGCAGAGCAACAUUCUCGAUGAUCUGCAGCCUGAAGAGCAAUUACCGCCAGCAAAGAAGAAGAGCGCCGGCCGUACUGCCGGCAGCGGCGUCAAGUCGAAAAAGGUCGGCGCCGAAAAGGCGAACGCCAAGCAGCGGACGGGUGAAGUGGUGGAAAAGGUGCGAGCGCAACCGCGCGAGGCGACCGUGAUCGACGAGAACGGCGUACGCCGGAGCACGCGGCAGCGAUUCGCGCCACUCGAGUAUUGGCGUGGCGAACGUGUGCGCUAUGGCCGACCCAGUCUACCGAACGAGGAGCUUCGAGCGUCGCAACGGCCUGGAGAAGACGACUUUGAGGACAGUCUUGGGGCGAUGCCGAUGCGGAAGCGCGUGCCUGUGCUCGACGUCAAGGAGGUCAUUCGCGUGCCGCGAGCUCCGGGUGAGGGGACGUUUGCCGGCACCACACGCGCGCGUGCCACGCGGCGUCGCGCUGCGCCUUCCACUGCCCCGCGCAAGGCCGAGGAGAAGCUGCCAAAGCGAGGCUCUGCACCGCCCGACGGCGACGAGGACGAGUGGCUGCUGCUGGACCCCACCGCCGACACUGUGCAUGUCGAGGACGGAUGGGACCGCGAAACGCUCGAGACGGGACUGGUGAUUGACGAGGACGGUGAGGAGGUCGAGAUGUCGGUGGUUCGCACCAAAGAUUCUCUCCAUCCCAUAAUGGCUGCCGGGCAACAGUUCGGUUUCGAGAAGAUCUUCAACUGCGGUGGACUCAUGGCUACGGGCGUGCUGCACUUACCGCCCGGAACGAGGAAGCCCACCAAGCCGAGCAAGGACAACAGCUUUGUAUUCUGCGUUCUGCAGGGCGCUCUUCGUGCCACGGUGCACCGCAAGAGCUUCAUCGUCGGCCCGCAUGGCAUCUUCCAGGUGCCGGCGGGAAACACGUACGCGCUCGAGAACAUCUGCCAGCGCGACGUGCAUCUCUUCUUUGCCCAGUGCAGGAAGACGCGCAAGGCCAACGCGGGUGACUUGACCACCUUCACGCAGGCUUCCGAUACGAGCUACAGCGUGCCCGGCUGGACCGACAGUCAGCGCGUACUCCAGAGCCCCCAGCAGAGCCAGCAGAGCCGGCAGAGCCAACACCAACCGCCGCCGCUUUCAGACGACGAAGACGACUUUGAAACGAGUCGACAGCUCAAGAGCAAGAAGCGCGUGUUCAGAAAAGUGUAG